AUGGGGGAUUCCGGCAGCGCCGGACAGGCGGGAGACUCCGGCAGCGCUGGAAUGAAGGACGCCUCCGGCAGAGCCGGACAGGCGGGAGACUCCGGAGUGAAGGCUAUAUUGUCCAUUGUGGGGAACCUGCUGGUGCUCAUCAUGGCAUUUAAGCACUCAUCUCACAUGAAGCCCCCGGAGCUGCUGAGUGUCAACCUGGCAGUGACAGACCUGGGAGCUGCUGUCGCCAUGUACCCUCUGGCUGUGGCCUCGGCCUGGAACCACCACUGGCUGGGAGGAGACACCACAUGCAUCUACUACGGCCUGGUAGGCUUCUUCUUUGGCACGGCCAGCAUAAUGACCAUGACCGUGAUGGCUGUGGUGCGUUUCGUCGUCUCCCUCAGCCUCCAGUCUCCCAAGGAGAAGAUCAGCCGGAGGAACGUGAAGCUCCUGUGUUUGUGGACGUGGCUCUAUGCCCUGCUGUGGGCCUGCUUCCCUCUCCUGGGCUGGGGCCGGUACGGUCCAGAGCCCUUCGGCCUUUCCUGCACCCUGGCCUGGGGAGAGAUGAAGGAACAAGGCUUCUCCUUCGUCAUCUCAGUCUUCUCCUUCAACUUGCUGGGGCCCUCCUUCAUCAUCCUCUGUUGCUACUUUGGCAUUGCCUUGAAGCUGUACAUUACUUACAAGUCCCUCGACAACAGCAAAAAUAUCCCAAACAUCAUCAAGAUGCACCGCCGCCUUCUCAUAAUAGCAGUCCUGAUCAGCCUGGGCUUCAUCUUAUCAUGGGCUCCAUACGGUUUGGUGAGCCUGGUGUCUGUCGUCAGGGGCAGUGAGUUCAUCCGGCCAGAGGUGACCAUGCUGCCCUGCCUGUUUGCUAAGUCCUCCACUCUUUACAACCCCCUGAUCUACUAUAUCUUCAGCAAGACCUUUAAGCAGGAGGUGAAGCAGCUGUGUGGUAGAUCCAACGUAUGCCACGCUUCCAGAGCCAGGAACAACAUCACGGACAACGCCAUCUACCUGGUGUGUGACGGCAGCCGGACGGAGAAUGAGGAGAAGGUGGUGGCCACGGUGGCUGGGAGGACCACUGAGGAUAAGUUGUCCUCUGGGAAGAGCCGGAAGAUGGAGACCAGGUUAAACUCAUUCGACAGCCAAUAGGAAGGCCUCGGGGAGGGAGAGGGGGAGGGAGGACAUUAUACAGUAUAUAAUUUGAAAUGAGCUAAGACCAAUAUCUAUGAUUUUAUUGUUAUAUGCCUGAAUCAAUUGCUGUUGGCAUGAAAAUAGUUUUUACAUAAAGACAAGUUAUACUUUAAUAAGUAAAACUGUUGUGUGCAACAACUUGCAGGGUAAUAUCAAAUCCUGUAUUGAUGGUUACAUGAAAGAGGGCAGGUUUGCACUACUGUAUCUUAACUUAAUGGAUGUGAGUGAAAAAUGGCAACCAAUGAGAGGAUUUCUGGACUGGUUCCCAAGCCAAUUGGCUGCCAGAGUGAAGAGGAUUGACAAUAUGCUAUAGCCAAUAGGGAAUCAUAGACCGUACAGUAGGUGGGCUGUUUUCUUUAGACAAACACAGCUGCCAUUGAGCAAUGCAGAGGAAGGAAGUGACCUUAUUCCCAUGGAGGAGAGGAUGGAUGGAGAUACUAAGCCUGGGGCCACCCUAUCCCCUAUGUAGAGCCAUAUGGGCCCUGGUCAAAAGUAGUGCCCUGCACUAAAGAGCACUGUUAAGUGCUCAGGACUGAUCCAAUGAGGAGGGGAGAGGAUGGAGAAAUGGAUGCUUCUAGUGCUCAGGACUGAUCCCAUGAGGAGAGGAUGGAGAAAUGGAUGCUUCUAGUGCUCUGGACUGAUCCCAUGAGGAGAGGAGAGGAUGGAGAAACGGAUGCUUCUAGUGCUCAGGACUGAUCCCAUGAGGAGAGGAGAGGAUGGAGA
Messenger RNA from Oncorhynchus kisutch (coho salmon), 1896 nucleotides. RefSeq names its product opsin 8, group member b (gene opn8b). NCBI's taxonomy places the organism in Eukaryota, Metazoa, Chordata, Actinopteri, Salmoniformes, Salmonidae. The coding region runs from base 1 to 1131 and encodes 376 amino acids. The record is from RefSeq and is a predicted model, not a curated record. Gene Ontology annotation, cellular component: membrane. The transcript is spliced from 4 exons. Gene Ontology annotation, biological process: G protein-coupled receptor signaling pathway. Gene Ontology annotation, molecular function: G protein-coupled receptor activity.